Molecule: messenger RNA, 1077 nt
Organism: Peronospora matthiolae
Lineage: Eukaryota; Oomycota; Peronosporomycetes; Peronosporales; Peronosporaceae
Source: the annotation of a GenBank genome assembly
AUGAAGACGAAAGUUGCUCAGCUAGUGGCGUCUGUGGCCUGGUUUGUCUCACUGGCGCUUGCUGGCAAUCCCAACUCGAACACGUCGAAAACAUCAGGAGGACUGGACCCAAGAGACUCGUACCUGAAGGCAUACCCAAUGGGGGAAUUCGAAAGCAAUGACUUUGCCAAGAAUGCCGAUUCGACCGACGGGGGAGGCCCAACUCUCGGUGAAUCGGUUGUUGCUGCUACCGAGACGGAGCUGUCAGAGCCAGCGGAUUUUUCGGAUGAUAUGGUGACAAUGUCUCCUCAACUGAAGAAGAAGGUUGGCAUCGACAUGGGAGCGCUUGACAGGAAAGGCGGUCCCUUGGACUGGGUUCAAGAACCGGUUGAAGACUCGCAGGAUUCCGCUUUAUCUGAAAGCGAUGGUUCUGAAACACCAAGGCCAACCCCCGCUGCUACAUUCCCUACUGGAAAAGUGCACAGUUCUUCAGACGCUGGUGCUGCAACAGAUGCUCCAUCUCAUGACGAUUCCAAGGCCACGAAAGGCGGUCCCUUGGACUGGGUUCAAGAACCGGUUGAAGACUCGCAGGAUUCCGCUUUAUCUGAAAGCGAUGGUUCUGAAACACCAAGGCCAACUCCCGCUGCUACAUCGAGGAGUCCAGCUCACCAGUCAGAUGACCAUUCAAACAACCAGCAGCCAACUCAAUCGCCUCAAUGGGAUCAACAGCCAAACAACCAGCAGCCGACUCAAGCGCCUCAAUGGGAUCAACAGCCAAACAACCAGCAGACACCUCCUGUUUCCAACAACGAGCACUCUCAAGGACCUCAGCCAGCGCAGUCUGACCAGAAUUCGCACUGGCAGGGUGUAUGGGGUACAAGCCCUUCCAGCGGCAGCCAGAACCAUUGGGCGGGUGGAUGGGGAGCUGCCACCCAGACCCCAUCGAGCCCAACGCCGGCACCGACGAAGGCGUCUGACCCAAGUCGAAAGUUGAACCAGAGCCCUCCAGCUGAAACCGUUGUCCUUUCAAGUGCACCGCCCGUCUCAGCUCCGUCUCCUUUGAUGUCGAAGUGCGCCGUACAUCGCUCGAGAUACUGA